GUGAAAGCGUGUUUCCGGUCUCUGACAUCAGCUGCGGUUCGGUGUAAAGGAUGAGCUCAGGCAAUGGGACCAGGAGGAAAGUCAGCAAGCUGCAGCAUUUCAACAACAUGGUGGCAUUUGACUCUGAAACACAGACUGAGAUUCAAGGUCUUUUUAGUAAAGUUAGAACCUAUGUGAAACCCUCUGAUGGGGAGUGGUGCGUCCCUGACCCAAACGUUGCUCUUAGACACCCUGCAGAGGAGCACUGCCGGCUGCAGGCCCUGAAGGGGUCGCUGAACGCCGUAAAGAACCAGCUCAGUGACAAGAACGUCCAGGUCUGGCACCAGCACACCAACUCCACCAAUCGAGCCGGGAAGGUGAUCGCUGCCGUGCGUUCUGCUGCCAACGCAGAGAUCUGCACUCAGGCCUGGUGCAAGUUCUUUGAGAUCCUGGGAACCUUUAAUCUUCUUCCAGAGGAGGCUCUUCAGAAUGGAGAGCUGAACACAGUCCACUUGUGUGAAGCUCCAGGGGCUUUUAUAACCGCUCUGAACCACUACAUCAAAACCAGUGAGUCCACACGUUACUGUGACUGGAGCUGGGCUGCCAACACACUCAACCCGUACCACGAGGCUAACGGUGGGAGCACAACGAUUGCAGAUGAUCGGUUAAUUGCCAACACACUGCCUUGGUGGUUUUUUGGCUCAGAUAACACAGGAAACAUCAUGAUCCAGAAGCAUUUGCUGGAGCUGCAGGCAUUUGUGGCAAACAUGCGCCGAGUUGAUUUGGUGACGGCAGAUGGCAGUUUUGACUGUCAGGAGAACCCAGACGAGCAGGAGGCGCUGGUGGCGUCCCUGCAUUACUGCGAGGUCACAGCUGCACUGCUGCUCCUGAGCCCUGAUGGCUCCUUUGUACUGAAAAUGUUCACCCUGUAUGAACACUCCUCCAUCUGCUUACUCUACCUGCUGAACUGCUGCUUUCGCUCUGUCAGCGUCUUCAAACCUGCCACCAGCAAGGCCGGAAACUCUGAGGUUUACGUCGUGUGUCUGAACUAUGACGGCAAGGAAGCCGUGAGGCCCCUGCUCUCAAAACUGAUUCGUAACUACAGACCACAUCUGGCUGACCGAGAGGCACUUUUCCCAAACUCCCUUGUCCCUGAGUCGUUCCAGAAACAGCAUGAAGAGGUCUGCUUGUACUUCCACACGCUGCAGGUGGAGACGAUCACAGAAAACCUGCGACUGUUUGAAGGAAUGAGCACAGAGCAGAGGCAGCGGCUCGACUUUGUCAGGGACUGUAUGGCUCAGGAAUACCUGCAGCGCUUCCAGGUGAGCUUCCUUCCUCGGAAUCGAUGGAUCUCUCGCAACAUGGUGAGUCCUGCCUGCUGCAGCGUCUCAGCGGGUCGACCUCUGGGACAGAAGAAGCAAACAGGCUCCUUCAAUGAGCGGAGGGAAUUGCAGACCCUGAGCUGGAGGGAGCGCAUCCAGAGGGGUUGCCAUGCCGCCUGGAUACAGAGACACUGCACUGAGGCCAGUGGGACCAAUUCCGUGCUGGGAGGACCACUGUCCAAGUGUCAUGUGGAUUCCUGGUAUGUUAUUGUUGGGGCUGCACUGCCUGCAGUCAGACACUCUCCGUUCUGUGAAGGAGGAUUGUUAAACCACUUGAAUGAAGCCCUGAUGGACACAGCAGUAGACUGGACACAAGUGCCUCCCUGUGACUCUUGCCAUGUGGUUUGCACGGCCUCCAUCUUUUCCGAUGUUUCAGGUCUUUGUGAACCCACUGCAGACAGUGACGGGAACAGAAACAAGAGGCGGUGUCUGGUGUUUGGCAGCCGCUCAGUGUGGGGUGUCCCUGAAAGCCAACUAGGGGAUUUAGUCUUAACAUUUUCUGCCGAGCCUUCAUUCCCUCACAGAGGCUGCAUCACGCUGCACGAUGGGGAGCCGCUGUACCAGCAGCAGCUCUUAGGUUGUGUUGUGUUUUCCCUGCAGACCCUGAACUCUGGGGAUGCCCUGCUGCUGCCUGUGUUUUCUGCCCUCACCCGUGUCACGGCAGCUGUUGUGCUCUGCCUGCAUGUGUGUUUUCGCUCGGUCACAUUCAGGUGUCCGCCCCCCUCGGGCGUAGUCGGGACAGUUCUUGUGUGUGUAGGCUUCUGCCCUGAAGCUGCUGCACAGAUACUCCCCAUCCUUACUGAUGCCCAUAACUGCAUGGGUCAGUUAACAGGAGAUGAGGACUUGGGUAAAAAUCUGUCGUCUGGGAGUGACAGACAGGUGCUGCAGUUUGUUCCUAUGGAGGAAAUGCUCAGUGGAGGAGUGACUGAGUUCCUGUGGACCAUGAACUCUGAAAUCAUCCAACAGAAGCUGCAUUUGCUCAUGCGGUCAUAGUGCAGUUUAGUAAGCUGCGACUCUGAGGUGCCCACUGUCGCCUCAGAAGCUGUGUCAAUAUGUUACAGUAUGUUUUAUUCUUUCUGAGUCAGCAGACUGCUCAACCACAUGAGCUUCCAUCAGGUAGCUGCUGAAUUGUUUUUGUCUGCUGACAUUAAGAGUACUCCACAGAUUUAACAUUGCACUCCUAUAACAGUGUCAGACUCACAACGGACAAUUAUAAAACAGUGCGAAUCAACUGCUGACACUUUGAUCUGAGUUUCAGGUGUGUUAUGCUAAUAGCGGCUGCUAGCCUCGAGCAGAGAUGAGGAGCGAGCUGUAGAUGUCUGGUAAACUCACUUCUUUCUAACUCCACAACAGUAGAUUUUUUUUUAUUCUCAAACUUAGUCUUCAGGCAAAGCUGACACACCAAAGCUUUUAUACAACUUUUUGUCACAGUUGUACUCCUCAACACCUGUAAACAGGCUGAUGUGUAGAUUCAAUGGAGUCUAAUGUUGAUGCUCCACAGCAGACAUGGUAUUAAGCUAACUUCUGUAUUCUUCACAUUUCACAAUGGGGUAAAACAUAUGUAGAGCCAAUCAGAGCCUGACCAAUAUAUCCAAAUGGACCUUUUUAGUUUGUCACAGAUAUAUUAGUAUCAGCGUAUAUGUCGGCUGAUAAGAGUUAAAAAAAAUCCCAAAACAAUAUGUUAUAGUUAUAAAGGUUUAAAAUAUGUGCUGAAGAAGGAGUGCCAAAGCGUUCAGUAUUAAAUAAAUAAAUGAAUCAUUUGUGGAACAUACAUUAUUUCUUAAUAGCAGCAUUUUAUACGAUCUUACACAUAAGGGAAAUUUUAUUUCAAAAUGCCUUUGUCAAAAGCCUGCUUUUAUUUCACAAUAGCAUUUUCCCAAAUAACAUGUAUUUCAUGUCAGUUUUUAUUUCAUAAUGCCACUUCUACCCUCUCACCUUUCAGCCAACCACAUGCCCCCUGCCUCCUCAGUUAGCAAGCUCAGCUCCUGCUAGCAGAUUUAGCCCGUUAGCACCUGUUAGCUAGAACAACAACAAUAUCUAAUUCUGACUCAACAAUCAACCAUCAAGUUGCUGCUGUAAAUUGUCAAUUGUAAAAACAAACAUAUUUCCUUUAGCUGGUUAAUUAGCUCGCAGCUUUUUUUAUGAGUGUUAAUGGCAGCAGCUAAUGUCAGCUGGUUAAUAAAUACCUCAGCAUUUAAAAAAUAAGAAAAUGAAAAUGAUUUCACAAAUUCAUUUUUCCUUUUUUUACACAAUUUAUUCAUAUAUUAAUUUAUUUUAGAUUGUCCUUUUCCUCCUUUUAAAAAAAAAAUAUUGAACAGUUUAGGUUUGAUAGUUGAGAACAUUUGACAUUUCAGAGUAGAAAAAUAAACUUUCCAGUGCCCUCAAACUGUAUCAUAAGUAACAUAACAUAUACGCUAAUAAAUCUCUGAAAGCAGUGCAUGAAAAUGCAAAUUACUUUCAGUACUUGAUCAGCAGAACUCAUCCGUGACUAAAUUCACUGAGGAUUUUAGCGAGGCUGAAUAAACAACAGUCCAACCCUCAGCACCAAACCUCCUGUCAGUCACAGAUGGUUUGUGUUGAAAUCCACAUCACAAAGACCCUGGAGUUUUACCCUGAAGUGCCUUUUCUUUUUUACAACAUAUCAUUUCUUUUUGAUUUUUGUCUUUUUGCUAUCGUGCAACUUACAGUGAAGCAGUUCAUUUUUGUCUUUUGUGUCCCGUGACAAAAACUUUAUAUCCACAUAAGGAAGGACAGCCUGCAUGCACUAAAAUGUUUUACACUGCAUGAGCUAUUGAGCUCGGGAGCUGCUGAGGAAAGAAACAUACAUAUAAAAUAGUGCAUUAGCUUCAAUAAAGAUAUGCUGCAUUUGUUUAUUUGUGUUUUUUAUUUUUUGCUUUAUAACAUCCAUAAUGUAGAAUAUAUUUUCUUACAUUGUUACAAAAAUAAUAAAAAUGUGCACUGACAAAUGA
This is a messenger RNA of Chelmon rostratus (copperband butterflyfish), 4330 nucleotides long. RefSeq names its product cap methyltransferase 2 (gene cmtr2). NCBI's taxonomy places the organism in Eukaryota, Metazoa, Chordata, Actinopteri, Chaetodontiformes, Chaetodontidae. The transcript has 3 exons. Bases 51 to 2354 code for a protein of 767 amino acids. The record is from RefSeq and is a predicted model, not a curated record. Gene Ontology annotation, biological process: 7-methylguanosine mRNA capping. Gene Ontology annotation, cellular component: cytoplasm; nucleus. Gene Ontology annotation, molecular function: methyltransferase cap1 activity.